AUGACCCGUCACCACGAGCCAAUUCGUGGCAAGGGACUGCAGGAGAUGCUAAUAGGCCAGGGAUUCACUGUCUAUUUGAUCGACGAGUAUUGUACUUCAACAUUUUGCCCGGUAUGUGAGAGCAGGAUCGAGAAAUUCCACAAAAUUGAUGAUCCUCGUCUGAAGAAUCCCAAGCACAAGCACCACGUCGCAAUGGCAGCAGCAGCACCAGCAGAAUGGUCAGCAGCAGCAGCAGGAGGAGCAGGUAGCUGCAACAGGCGUUAA
Kickxella alabastrina is the source of this 264-nucleotide messenger RNA. RefSeq lists its product as uncharacterized. The transcript has a single exon. The record is from RefSeq and is a predicted model, not a curated record. NCBI's taxonomy places the organism in Eukaryota, Fungi, Kickxellomycota, Kickxellomycetes, Kickxellales, Kickxellaceae. Bases 1 to 264 code for a protein of 87 amino acids.